UUUGACAGUCAUUUCAACGACACCUGAAGAGUGUUGCAGCGCCUCAGAGAGAAUGGCAUCAAACUCAAGCCAAUGUUUGGCGAUGGCAUUUCUGAAGAUGUGGAGCAUCCCGCCCCUCGCUGCUCUCCUCCUCCUCCUAUCCAUCGUUCCCACUGGAUCCGAAGUGGUGAAGUCAAUGUCAGAAUGUGCAGGGUUUGUCCUUAACGAAACUCCACCAAAUGUCCCAGGAAUCCUAGAGGGAGGGAACAUCCUGGACCAGAACAGAUACAAAGCCAUUUGCCAGACUCACCUUGACAUUAAACGUUAUGUGACGCUCUACGACACGACAAACAAGAUCCCAGUGUUUUCUGCUUCCAAGUACAUCGGGACAAGCAGCAUUGGAAGACCUAAGAAUGAAGGUUGGAAAACAGAACCCCAGCUUGAGGACAUUAAGGGCAAUGAGAACAUGAUGAUGGAUGGCAAAGGAAAUACCUACAAUAACCAGGCUGGUAAUUCUGACUACACCAACCAAGGGUUCGACAGAGGGCAUUUAUUUCCAAGCUCUUACGCCUCUACAGUAGAUGAUAAGAAGUCUACCUUCACCCUCACCAACGUUGUUCCACAGAAUGAUAAAUUCAACCAGGGAAGCUGGAACAAAAUGGAGAAAUGCAUCAAAUGUGUUCUGGACAAAUAUUGCAUCAAUAACAACGAUAUCAAAGAAGGCUUUUUGGUCAUUGGAGCCCAGCCAGGCAACAACAUAAUUUCAAACAAGGUUAAUGUCCCGUCCAUGCUCUGGUCUGCGUUCUGCUGCUACAGUAAGAGUGAGAAAAGGUGGCUAGCAAGUGCCCACUGGGGCCCAAACAUCGAUGGUGAAACAGAUCUGCAGACCAAGACCUUGGCAGACCUCCAAAGUGAACUGAGCAAAGUGAGCUCAGGAUUUGAAGUGUUUCCUGGAACAGAAUGUCCUCUCGACACAACUGUCACUCAGUUUUACCAAGAUCUAAAUGAUGGAAACAAAGAAUGCCAAUGCAACCCUAGUUCCAAAACUUGACCUCUUAGUAAGGCAAGGCAAGGCAAGUUUAUUUAUAUAGCACCUUUCAACAAGGCAAUUCAAAGUGCUUUACA
This is a messenger RNA of Trematomus bernacchii (emerald rockcod), 1104 nucleotides long. Its product is annotated as endonuclease domain-containing 1 protein-like. The record is from RefSeq and is a predicted model, not a curated record. The coding region runs from base 53 to 1030 and encodes 325 amino acids. Gene Ontology annotation, molecular function: hydrolase activity; nucleic acid binding; metal ion binding. The transcript is spliced from 3 exons. NCBI's taxonomy places the organism in Eukaryota, Metazoa, Chordata, Actinopteri, Perciformes, Nototheniidae.